CACGAGUGGCAACACAUCGUCGCCAAAACCACCACCGGCUCCGCCACUGACCACAAAUUGCCAACAAAACAAUGAACCAAAACGUGUUGACCAAACCAACCAAGUGGUGGCGGAGGCCACGAACAUGCUCAAACUCGUACCAUUCACCAUCACCAACAUUGUAUUGACCAUAUCAUCCAUCGUGGUCUACAUCUGGGAUGUAGGCAGCGAUGUCAAGCUGGCCACCCAUCAUUAUUUUAAUAAACAUUAUUGGUAUUGCGGGCUAACCCUGUUGUUCGUAGUGUUGCCCUCAUUGGUGAUGGCGGCAUACAUGAGUCGCUUGAGUCUAAUUGACUGCUUCAUGGAGUCGGCCCCUCAGCUCGUGCUUCAACUCUAUAUCGUGGCUAAGGGUGACCCACAGUCGACCAAUAUAUGGACAGUGGUGUCAGUGUUGGGAUCAUUAGUAGCCCUGUCUAUGGCACUGGUCAAUUUUUCUCUCCAAGGUGACGUAAUCAAUAAGCAGGAAUUUAUGGUGAAAUUUACCUGGGUCUUUUUCACGAUAGCCGCCCGUGUAUUAGCCUUCUCAUUGUUUGCCAGCAUAUUCCCAUUUCAUCUGGGUGUAUUUAUAUGCGCCUAUUGGCUUAUGAUGUUUGCCUGGAUUGUUUAUUAUCUACUUAAACGAGGUUGUUGCAAUUAUGUCGCUCCGGAGACCAACACAAUAGAUCAUGAGCUAAAUAUUGUGGUUAGGAAAAACAUAUUGUUUGUGACAACUGAUGAUCGGGUCUAUGGGUUGGGCAGUAAUAGUGAGGGAGUGUUGGGUUUGGGACACAACCGACCCAUCGAUACGCCCGAAGAAAUUGAAUAA
This is a messenger RNA of Medioppia subpectinata, 844 nucleotides long. The record is from the annotation of a GenBank genome assembly. Lineage: Eukaryota; Metazoa; Arthropoda; Arachnida; Sarcoptiformes; Oppiidae.